CAAAAGUGAUAUCCGCUUAACAAAUUAUUUCCACAUAAUUGGUAAUGACAUGGUUUAAUUUUGUUAUACAAAAAUACAACUUAGAAAUAAAUUAAAAGAAAUAGGCACUUAGUUGGACAUGAGGCUUUUGUUUAUAGUGUUCUUCAGCUUAAUUUACUAUCUGAUAGCCAGCGGAGCACCAAAGUCAAAAUGCCCUUCGGUGACAAUUUGUGGAAAUGUAAGCGAAUCGCAAGCCGUUUGUUGUUUGGAUGAAAAUGAAAGUUGUAUAAAAAAAUUCAAGUCAAGCUGUCACCUGGCAGUGGCCGCCUGCCACGAUCCUAAAUUACAAUUCAGCGACUACAGCAACGAGUAUUGCGGCAUGGAAGGUUGGCUGUGCGACCAGCCGCCCUACGAACGCUGGACGCUCUUCUUUGGCUCUUCUUUGGAGGAUGAGUGAGUGACGACUUGGAUGAUCGACGACGACGACAAAUGUGUAAAUUAAUUAGGUAGCAUUUCAAUAAAUAAUCAAUCAACGAUAAAUAAGCAACGGGCCGUUCACGUGCCAGACGAAGACGACGACUAACGACUACGUCAAAGACCGGUAGGAGGCAACCGAUAGCCACCAGCGUUUUUUCCCACUCACUGAGACAGAACGACGCCUCGAGCCUUUUAUACGAUCUUUUUUUGGCGCUUUUUUUUCUUUGCGCUUUUUGUGUUAUUUUUGGGUCUUCGACGGCGGGUGCUUUGCAUAAUCUCCAGCUGCGGCGCCACAGCCCAUUGGCCUCCUCCUCCAGCGCCAAUCAGCGGAGAGCUCCCGACCGGCUCCAUGUGCAUAUAUAAAAAGUGGACCCAUCCGAAACUCGGUUGUCAGUUAAUGCCCAUCAAU
Messenger RNA from Drosophila takahashii, 865 nucleotides. Lineage: Eukaryota; Metazoa; Arthropoda; Insecta; Diptera; Drosophilidae. The record is from RefSeq and is a predicted model, not a curated record.